AUGUACCGCUCAGAGACAGAACGACUGGAAAAAAUCCAGCAAAAAUACUUCGACGAGGUUGAGAGCAGAAGGGCUGCUUAUAUUAUUAAAACGGUUCUGGAGCUACUGAAAAGUUGUCGCAAAGGCAAAAGCAAAAAAGGCUGCAUUUUCAAGCAACCCGACUCCGGCAUAAUCAUGCGGUAUGUUCAACUGUCGUCACAGGUCUCGCGCCCUCUCCGGAAUAUGGCCCCUAUUAAAGAAACUUUGGACGUGCUAAACAAACCGACAACUAUACCUAUACGCUAUAUUUCUUUACGAUAUAAAAUCGAAAGCUCUUGA
Messenger RNA from Angiostrongylus costaricensis, 318 nucleotides. NCBI's taxonomy places the organism in Eukaryota, Metazoa, Nematoda, Chromadorea, Rhabditida, Metastrongylidae. The record is from the annotation of a GenBank genome assembly.